This is a messenger RNA of Sphenostylis stenocarpa, 2907 nucleotides long. The record is from the annotation of a GenBank genome assembly. Lineage: Eukaryota; Viridiplantae; Streptophyta; Magnoliopsida; Fabales; Fabaceae.
AUGUUAUUGAAUGUGUUGCUGUUCGGUGUUCUUCUUCACUCUGCUCAGGGACACACUUCUCAGCGCUGUCUUCAGCGUCUAUCAGAAGCAGAAUUCUCUUCUUCUUCUAGAACCUUCGCCGCUACUUUUUCGUCACUGUCUCUCUCGGUCAACGCGCUCCUCAACACAGGAAUCGUUUCGUCUGGAAAAACCUGCUUGACCACUGUUAAUGGCGUUUCCCAUUCCUGGAGAACGUUGAAUUUGGGGCUAUUUAUGAUAGCAAGGAUGGAUGAUAAAUCUCAUGCUGGUUCUUUCUGGUUGGAGGAAAUUGAUGGGAAGGUUCAGACACCUAUGAGGAAGAAAAGGAAAUACAGGACAAAGAAAAAGGAAUAUCAAGGAUGGGGAUCGACUUCCCUUAUUUGGUUUCUUCAAUCCAUUGGUAGAGAUACAACCAAGGAGAUAGCUCAAAACGAGGUUGCAAAUAUUGUAAUGGAGUAUGUUAAGCAGAAAAAUCUCUUUCAUAAAACCAAAAAGAAGAGAAUUGAGUGUGAUGAGAAGCUUCACUCGCUGUUUGGAAGGAAGACCAUUAGCCGGUUGAAAAUCAAUGACUUGCUUGAGUCACACUUUGCGGAGAAUUGUGAGGAAUCCUCUGAUGAUAUUUUGUUUGACUCAGAAGAGGAUGAUAAUGCCUCUGCAAUGUGUGAAACCCCGAGAUCAGCACCUUCGGAGAGAAGAAGUCAACCAAAGAAACCGGUUUUUGAAAAACCAAGGAGCUGUUUUGCUGCCAUUGUUCCUGCCAACAUCAAGCUUGUUUAUUUGAAGAGAAGUCUAGUUGAGGAGCUUUUAAAGGACCCUGAAACUUUUGAGACUAAAGUAAUUGGAAGCUUCAUAAGAAUCAAAUGUGACCCAAAUGAUUACCUUCAGAAAAACUCACACCAGCUUUUGCAAGUCACAGGUAAUCUGGCCGCUGUUCAGUACUUAAAUGCUUUUUCUUUUCUUCUAAACGUACAAUUCAGUUUGAAUGGGUAUAUUCAUCAAUUGCUUAUGUUGAAUACGUAUAUUUGUAUUAAAAAGAGUUCUGAAGUAAAUGGUGAAAUUCACCUUCAAGCUUCUGGUUUCAUGAAGGACAUUAAAAUUCAAAUGCUUUCAGAUGAUAAUUUCUCUGAGCUUGAUCUUGCCAUGAACUUUGAAUGCUGCAACUUUUCCUUCCCCCAAGUUGUUGACACUGGUGCUAAGCCAAAAAGUACCUACGUAUCUGAGGAGUGUGAGGAUUUGCACCAAAGAGUAAAAGAUGGCUUGGUCAAGAGACCUAUGACUGUGGAUAUGGAGCACACAGCAAGAUUGUUGCAUGAGGAUAUGACAAAGCAUUCAGAUGGAGUAAUAUCUGAGGCACUCCCACUUUUUACUCUCAUGUUGCUGUCUGCUGAUGCGUUUGUUGUUUGGCUUGCUAGAGAACUUGCUCUACUACAAAACCUUAUUGAUCGAGCUAAUGAAAAGGAUGCUUCUCUCUCGAAAGUCAUACUGACUGACAGUAGUACAGAUACUCCUGAUUUAGAAAGCAGUCAGUUGUGUACACUGGAUGAAUACCUACAGAGAAGAGAAAAGCUUCAGAAACCUGAUGAGCAGGAGCGGUUACUGUCUGAAUUUCCUCAAGUUAUUGCAGAUGAUCAAGAAUCAGAAUCUACCACUCCAGAUGAUCGAGAUAAAAAAGUAGAAAACAAUUUAGAGGAGUUCUGGCAGGCUACCUGUACAAAAUCAUCUUUAGUGACUGAGGACCCAGAGGCAGUUGCAAAUGCAAAACUGGAUAUUGCCGAUCUUGUAAAACUACAAAGCAAUUCACCAAAAUCAAUUCCCAUUAAAGCACCAGAAGUUCCUCUUUUGGAUUUCACAAAGAAUAGCACUAUGUUGAAUUGCAUUUUUCCUGACACUGCAGCCUAUGCUAAUGUCAUUCCUUCAUAUUCUUGGCGUAUUUUGGCAGAGCACCAAGCCAGUGGCAUACCUGUCCAACAGCUGCCAGAGCAACAAACAGACUUUACAUGUGAGAAUGACAUGUCUAAGCCAGCCAAAUCACAUGAAGCAAAGAUCUCCCAGUCACUGCUGCCCGACAAACAGAUAUUGCCAUCUCAGAUUCAUGUAGAGCUAAGCAAUGGCUUAUCUGUCGAACAGCUGCAAGAACAACAAAGAGACUCUGCAGAUAAAAAUGGUACAUCUAAGCCAUACAAAUUACAUGAAGAGAAGAUCUCUCUAGCAUUUCCCCACAAUCAGAUAGAGCCAUCUCAGGUUGAGGUUAUAGACCUAACUGAUGCCUUAUCUGUCCAACAGACGAGAGAGGAACAGACAAACUUCUCACAUAAGAAUGGCAUGUCUAAGCCAGCCGAAUCACAUGAAGUGAAGAUCUCUCAAGCACUGCCCAACAGACAGAUACAGCCAUCACAGUUUGAUGUUGUAGAGCUAAAUGAUGACUUACCUGUGCAACAGCUGCCAGAGCAACACACUGACUUUGCAUAUAAGAAUAACAUGUCUAAGCCAGCUGAAUCACAUGAAGCGGAGGUCUCUCUACCACUGCCCAGCAACCAAAUACAGCCAUCUCAGGUUCAGGUUACACUGUCCAGCAAACAAAUACAGCCAUCUCAGAAUCAAGAAGUUACACUGCCCAGCAAAAAAAUACAGCCAUCUCAGAUUCAGGUUAUAUUGCUAAGCGAUGAUGAUGAAGAUGAAGAAAAAGAAAAUGAAAAAGCAAGUACUACAAAUUUGGUUCCUGCUGUGCAGUUGGAUACCUUGAUGUGGCAUUACAGAGACCCCACGGGUAACGUACAAGGACCAUUUUCCUUGACUUCCCUGAAACGUUGGAGUGAUGCUGGGUACUUUACUGCAGAUUUCAAGGUCUGGAAGUCAGGUAAUAGGCAGAAUGAAAGUGUAUUACUGUGA